This is a messenger RNA of Manduca sexta (tobacco hornworm), 5820 nucleotides long. RefSeq names its product A disintegrin and metalloproteinase with thrombospondin motifs 12 (gene AdamTS-B). Gene Ontology annotation, biological process: proteolysis; extracellular matrix organization. Bases 640 to 4068 code for a protein of 1142 amino acids. Gene Ontology annotation, molecular function: metalloendopeptidase activity. Gene Ontology annotation, cellular component: extracellular matrix. NCBI's taxonomy places the organism in Eukaryota, Metazoa, Arthropoda, Insecta, Lepidoptera, Sphingidae. The record is from RefSeq and is a predicted model, not a curated record. The transcript is spliced from 20 exons.
CGGGUGCGCGCGCGCUGUCAGUGGCCCGCAAGUCGCCGCGACGCGCGCUCCGCUCUCCGAGCCGCUCUACUCACGCCGCCGCACCCGACUCAUUUUCCGAACGCAUUCAGUAUUUAUAUUUACAUCGCACACAUAAUAAUAUUUCGCACAUUUAAAAUACCGAUUUAUUAAUGAAAAAUAAAUACGACAUUUUAAGAAAUAUAUUUUUACUCUCCGGGAAUCGUAUUUCAAAUUAUCAAACACGUGUUUUAUAUAUAGUUGGCGCGAAUUGAACUCGGUGUCGACUGUCCACGUUUUUCACCACGAGUGAAUAAAUAAUUAGCGAACGAGACUCACUCACUCAAUCACUCGCCACGAGCAAUUUCACUUUUUACCGGCGAGAAUCGUCUCGCUAAUCUCGUCUACGAGGCGUCUGCAUUCGACGCACGGAAAUGCAUAGCUGAUUUGUGUACUUUAUGAUGAUAUCACACCAGUGCAGGAGACGAAUAAUGUAUUCGUUAAUAUCCAACUACAAGCACAAAGGUUCAUAAAUGUUACAUCGAAUGUUAUUGCAAGAGAACUCAUCGAUCCGCUAGUGGCUUGAGCCUGCAUAGUGACUUUGUAAAAGCCUAGUCGUACGGCUAAAGCGCGGACUGUGAUAUGUGUGCGAGUGACUACGUCAAAAUGGAAGUGCGGUGUUCGUUGUUCAAACUGUUGUUGUUCCAAAUGUUGGUAGCGUGGUGCGGCGCCAAGCACGUCACGAUCGGUGACGUGCCCGAAUCGCGGCUCCGGGUUGAUGCUGAUGAUCAGGAUGUCCAGGAUAGCAUAAGAAACCUUGUACAUACUGGUAUCUACUCUCACCGGCACCUGGAUCCAUCACAAGUGCAAGUGGUGCACCCCGUGAAGGUGACCAGCGACGGCGCGCUGGUCUCACGAACCGUGCAACACGCUCACGAACACGGACAUGCGCGCGCGCGCCGCGACCUGCACGCCACCGAGCACUUACAACCACACUCCCUGCACUACAACCUCACCGUCGACGGCCGACCCAUCAGGCUAGACCUGCGGCCAUCGGUGACGUUCAUAACCCCAGCCAUGAUAAUAGAGAGACACGGCGCGAAUGAAAGGACGCGGCACCGACCCUCGCCAGAAGCUACAGCGUGCCACUACACCGGCUCCGUCAGAGGGCAGCCCACCUCCAGGGUCGCACUCUCUGCCUGCGAUGGACUUGCGGGUCUAUUGCAAACGGAACACGGAGAAUAUUGGAUAGAACCAUCCAACCAAAGGCCCGCUGAUAGCUCGGAAGGAAGGCCACACGUUAUUUUCAAAAGAUCAGCUGUAGACAAAGUAGCAGCUUUUCAUAGAGAAAAGAGAGCCGUAGAUGACAACACAAACCACAAUAACAACGAAAAUAAACUACAUGAAAAAGAUAAUACCCGAUACCCGAGACGAAAAGGAAACGGUAAAGGUAGUCACGAAAGUAAAGAAGAUAGGGAUCGACGUCGAAGAAAUUAUUUGGAAAAGAGACAAAAAGAAUUAGCAGCUAUGCGACGUAAUCCAGUAGAGUACAGAAGACAACACCCAAAUUUGAGAAUGGAAGAAAGAAGAAUGCAUUCCCAUUCGAAAAGCAAUUCCGUAGAAGGAAGCAUUUCAGGGGAACCGCGAUCGGUUGCACCAGGAAGAAGAAAUCACAACAACAAAACGAGUUUCGAAAGAAGGAUGCGGCGUUUAAAGAAUAGAAGGAAGAAAAGACAAACUAAGAAUUGCGCAACAAAACAGCCCUUACCUUAUCUGUGGAAGGAAAAAAAUUUACAGUCGGCCGAUAUGGAAGAGUUUAAAAAAGCUAGAAACGGCAAGCAUAACCGUCGCUACAACCACCACAAUAUGCCACGUCGUAUGGAAUAUGAUAACAGUAGGCGUUCCACUCGAUCAGUUAGUAAGCCGCGACACGUCGAAGUGCUAUUGGUAGCAGAUAGAUCUAUGUCAAAAUUCCACAAUCAGGAGAGUUUGGAAACUUACUUACUGACGAUUAUGAAUAUGGUAUCAUCGUUGUACAUGGACCCUUCAAUUGGUAACUAUAUUAAAGUGGUAGUCGUUAAAAUUAUUCUUGUGGAACACAUAAACGCGGCAGAGGAAUUGCAUGUGACGACAAAUGCGGACAUGACCCUCGCUUCGUUCUGCCGUUGGCAACAACAGUUGAACCCCGACGACGACACCAACCCUCACCAUCACGACGUGGCUAUCUUGGUCACCAGGGAAGAUAUCUGCAGCCAGCACGACACUCCUUGUAGCACCCUGGGCGUGGCUCACGUGGCCGGAAUGUGCAAGCCGGAUCGCAGCUGCUCCGUCAACGAGGACAACGGCAUCAUGCUUGCGCACACCAUCACGCAUGAGCUGGGACAUAACUUUGGUCUGUAUCAUGACACGGAAAAGAUCGGAUGCCAUCGGCGCGAAGGUUCGACUCUUCACAUCAUGACACCCAUCUUCGAAGCUGAUACUGUGCAAGUGGCCUGGUCCCGGUGCAGCAAGCGGGACGUCACCAACUUCUUAGACGCCGGUUUGGGAGAAUGUUUGAGCGACAAGCCUUCGCAAGAAGAAUAUUAUGAGUAUCCAGAAGUACCCGCUGGUGUCACAUUCGACGCGGACUCUCAAUGUCAUCUGCAGUUUGGAGCUGAAGCAGUGGUUUGUGCUAAGCCAUCGGAGCUAUGUGAACAUUUAUGGUGCCUAGUCAACAACACAUGCAAAACGAUGUUAAGAUCAGCCGCUCCUGGUACGACGUGCGGUCCAGAUAUGUGGUGUCAGAAUCAGACAUGCGUGCCACGGACGCCAUCGCCCGCGCCCCGCAACGGCGACUGGGGCCCGUGGAGCGAGUGGAGCGAAUGUUCGCGAACCUGCGGCGCCGGCGUGUCCACGCAGUCGCGUGAAUGCAACAAUCCUGAACCAUACAACAAUGGAAAUUAUUGUAUCGGAGACAGAAGCCGGUACAAAGUAUGCAACACCGAUCCGUGCCCUAUCAAUGAGCCUACGUUCAGGGAGGUGCAGUGUUCGAGACACAACAAUAUAACACAUGACAGAGAUGAUACGUACACCGAAUGGGUACCAUACUUCGAUCAAGAUAAGCCUUGCGACCUACUCUGCGUGCCACGUGACGGCAACGAAACAGAAAUGUUGGGCGGUUUUGUUGCUGACGGUACGCCGUGUAGGCAGACUGCGGGAUCGCGUGAUAUGUGCAUUGCUGGUGUUUGUUACAAAGUGGGAUGUGAUUGGAUAGUGAACUCUGACGCUGAGAAGGACGCGUGUGGCGUGUGCGGCGGAGACGGGUCGGCUUGCAAGACUGUACAGGGCAUUUAUAACAAGGGAACUACUAGACAAUCUGGAUUUAGUGAGGUUGCAGUGAUACCCGCAGGAUCAAGGAACGUAAAAAUACAAGAAAAAGUCAGUCCAGGAAACUAUAUUUCUAUUGCAAGUGCAAAAUCUAAGAAAAUGUAUCUAAAUGGAGCUAGAAACGCUACGCUGACAGAAUACUUCGUGGCGGGAGCUCAGGCGAUAUACGAACGAGAUCGUGAUUGGGAAAAAGUCCGGAUAUCGGGACCUAUCAGUGAAGACAUUAAAGUUUAUCAACGGAUAUUCCGAGGCAGGCAUCGCAACCCAGGCGUCGCUUACCAGUAUACGGUAGACCGGCAACAACUACAGAACCAGUUCAGUUACCGCCUGUCGGACUGGACUCCGUGCUCGGUCACUUGCGGCAUCGGCUACACCAGACGAUACUACGAAUGCGUUGACUCAAAGAGACGUGUAGUGGAGCAGUCGCAGUGCUACCACAUCGAGUCGCCGCGGCACGACGCAUUGAUGCAGCGCUGCCGGCAGCCCGCGUGUCCGCCCGCGCCGGCCCCCAAGUACACGCACUGGUGGGUCGGCGCCUGGUCUCCUUGCUCUAAGCCCUGCCAUAUGCCGGGCGAGCAAGCAACGAAACAACGCAACGUGUACUGCGUCGACAAACUAACUUACAAAGUGGUGGAAGAUUUCAAAUGCGAUCUGGCGAGCAAACCGAUAACGACGAUAAUUUGCGCGGACAUACCCGCCUGCUAACUACCUACACACGAGUCAUACGGAUCAUCGACUAACGGUUUUAUCAAACUAAACGUGUGAAGGAAAAUUUCAGAAAUGAGAUUAUCGACACGUGCGUAUAGCACUCAUAAAAAUGCAAAACUUAUAAAAUCCAUUUGGAUGGUGUUUUGCAUACAUUACCUACUUCGAAGUAAGUAAUCGCAAAUACGGCGGCGACAUAUCGAACUUGGCGUGGCAUUAGAGUGCGUUUGACGGAGGUGCAAGUGAAGUGACAUAAUAAAGUGAAACGAGACGCUUUAAAGAGAGAUGAAUGCAGUGGAAUAGUAGAGUUUGUGACUGAGAGCAAGUGUACUUGUUACGUUAUGCAAUAAUAAAGUAACCCAUCGAAUAGACAUUAUUCACUUACGCGUAAGUACUCGAAUAGUAUCACUUAGUAGUGACGUGCGAAUCUCGCAAGUACACGAGGCAAUGCUCUGCGAUUACCACUUACUGCCAUAUUAUAUAAGUUACUUCUAGUUUUAACAUAGUCUCUGCUUAGUUAUUAACAACUAAUCAAUAAUGUUUUAUAUUCUUUAACAUCAGUAUUAAAGUGGUGUAUGUAUUUCUUUUAUGCAAAAUGUGAGUAUAAGUUGAUAUUGGGGCCAAUUCAUGUAAAUAUGGCUACAAAUUAAAACAUAAAAUAAAUUACAUAAUAGUUGCCGAGACAACUUUACGUUUGACAGAACUUGAUGUUUAAAAUCUAUCGCUGUCACUGCCUCACGAAUUGACCCCAGUAAGAAAUUUUUGGACCAAAAAUAUAUUAGAAAUCAAAUUCACGUUGCCAUAAUCACGUUUACUGCCAAUAUGACACUUGUAUGAUAUAAGUAAGUCUAGAUAUUACUGUGUGUAUGUCUAUCGAUUCAUAUUUUUGUACAAAUGAAUUAUUGUUUUCGCAAUCACUAUCAUAACUAUACCAUGUCCUUUCAUACAAACAAAAACAUUCGUUGAAUCACAUAAAUAUAUGAGAAUUGAAAUGAACCACCUAGUCAAACCCUAAUUUGAAUCACUUAGCAAUGUGCAGGAUUAUUACAUUUCUAACUUUAAUCUAUACUCCUAUAAUGUAUCGUGUCUAGGUGCCUCUGUAGAAUGCUAAUUCGACUAAUAAAUAAUAAUUUGUAUGUAUAAAAAUAAUGAAUUUAUACAAUUCAGCCUCGGCUAAAAAUGUACCGAAAAUAUUUAUUGUUUUAUUUUUAAGAUGAAUCAUUCGUGUCCUUAGUCCUUACAACUUUGUGACUAUGCAUAAUUAAAAACAGUUAUUAGAUAAUAAAAACUAUUUAUAUCAUAUUUACUAUAAGUUGGUAAUCACUGUAAAUGAGUUUAUUGUGUUUUAACUGAUGUUUCGGUUCUAAGAUGCGUCAGUGAACAAAUGUCGAUCAAUUGAUACACAAUUUUAAUUAUACAAUGUUCUCAAGUGUAUCGAUAAAGGGCAGACGAAACAAAUUUAAGAUAAUAGUUUAUCUCAGGAAUUUUUUUUUACCUGGAGGAACAAUAUUAUUGAAAAUUAUAUUAAUAAUAUAUUUUGUUUAUUGUCAUUGAAAUAAUUAAACUGUUCAUUAUCGAUACCAUUGAAACAACAUUGUAUAGAGCUUUUUAAAACUAACACUAAGCUACGCGAGAAUUGUAUCUAAAUAAAAAAUGAAUUUUAUUACGUUUUUAGUAAAGUAUCACAUUGAAUAUAUUCAAUUAUAAUUGUGUAUGUAAUUAGAUAUGGCAAUAAAAUCGUGCAUUGUUUUA